Messenger RNA from Lathyrus oleraceus (garden pea), 2450 nucleotides. RefSeq names its product scarecrow-like protein 8. The transcript has a single exon. The record is from RefSeq and is a predicted model, not a curated record. Lineage: Eukaryota; Viridiplantae; Streptophyta; Magnoliopsida; Fabales; Fabaceae. The coding region runs from base 179 to 2233 and encodes 684 amino acids.
AGAUCCAAAAGAAUAAAGAAUAAAAAUAAAUCUGCAUUUCUUAAUCAGGCUUAAAAACCUUCGUUAAAUUCUGCAUUUCAAUUUUCAACUUUCAACCUCACAAGUAAACCAAAAAAAAAAACCCUUCUUUUUCUCUCUCAUGCCUUUCUGCAAUUAACCAAACUUUUACUAGUGAGAGAUGUCGUCACCGGGCUUCCCCGGCGGCGUCGGAGCCUCCGAUUUCUACGGCAGAGCAGGUAACUUUUCCGGCAGAUCUAUCACACUUCCGUCCAACAUGAACAAUAUGAACAACAAUAACAAUAAUUUCUCAACCAUGGCCACCACCACCACCCAGAAUUAUCAUAACCCUUUCUACCGAACCCAACAACAACAACAACAACUUCCAUCGAUUUUCAUCGACCCUUCUUCCCAAAUCGUUCAAAACCGAUCAUCUACCAUGAUCAGAAAUUACCUUGACCCUUCUUCCCAAAUCGCACAACAACGUCAUGCAUCUAACCUCAUCGGAAAACGUACCCUCGCUGAAUUUCAAACCCACAACAUCAACAACAUCAACAAGACCAACAACCUCAGUACCCACAAUACUGCUAACGCUCUUCUUUCCAACCUUGUAUUUCGCUCUGUCAAACCUAGAAAUUUUCAAUACGGUUCUCCUCUUUCACCUCUUUCUCCUAUGGAUUUCUCAAAUUCAUCAAAUUCAUCAACCGAUUUGGGCAACAAUUCUUCUUGUUCUUCUUCUGCUAUAGCUAUGCUUCUUCGCUCGAAUCCUGGUGCUCAAAACUCAACACCGGUGAAUAAUUCGAUCCUCCAGAAUACCCAUUUUCAAAAUCAAAAUUCCAAUUCUGCUGAGAUUCAGACAACAAUCACUGACCCAAAUAAGAAAAUGAUGGAUAAUUACUUAUUGGAGUUGGAAAAACAGCUCCUUGAAGACAAUGACGAAGAAGGAGAACAAGAUGGGAAUUCUGUCACUACAAACAGUGAAUGGUCUGAGACAAUUCAGAAUUUAAUUAGUUUACAGCAAAACCCGAUCCAGAUACCAGUUUCAUCACCGUCUUCAUCCAACACUUCCCUGAAUUCAUCUUCUUCCUCGGUUGUUUUACCUUCGGGCUCUUUCAAGCAAUGGUUAACAGAAGCUGCUACCGCGAUUUCGGAAGGUAAAAUCGAUGCUGCAUCGGAGAUCCUUAAUCGUUUGGCUCAGACACUAAAACUAUCCGUGAGUUCUGAUAGUAGAUUAACUAAUUAUAUGGUCUCAGCGCUCAAAUCUCGCAUGAAUCAUUUCGAAAAUCCACCUCCGGUAGCGGAACUGUUCAGUAAAGAACAUGCUGAGUCAACUCAGCUUAUGUUCGAUAAUUCUCUGUGCUUUAAGGUCGCUUUCAUGGCUGGCAACAUCGCAAUCAUCGAAGCUGCAUUCGAUGAAACAACAUCAGAGAGAACUAACAGUAACAACAAUAUGAAGAAUAUCUGUGUGGUGGAUUUUGAUAUUGGUCAUGGGAAAAGAUACGUUAACCUUCUCCAUGAGCUACACGCGCGUCUCAAAGGUUCACCGGCGACGUUGAAGAUCACAGCUGUAGCAGAUAACAGCAACGACGAGAGGUUGAAGAUGGUGGAAGAGAAUUUGAGUCAACAAGCUGAGAAAUUGGGAAUCGGUUUUGAAUUCAAAGUGGUAACACUGAAAAUCACCGAGUUAACUCGCGAGUCAUUGGGUUACAGCUCAGAGGAUAUUCUUGCUGUCAACUUCGCGUUCAAGCUUUUCAGAAUGCCAGAUGAAAGCGUGUCAACUGAGAAUCCACGCGACGAGCUUCUCAGGCGCGUGAAAUCACUUGCCCCGCGUGUAGUAACUCUUCUGGAGCAAGAGCUGAAUACAAACACAGCUCCAUUUGUCGCACGUGUGGCUGAGUCGUUUUCCUAUUACGGCGCGUUGCUUGACUCAAUUGAGUCCACAAUGGGGAAAGAGAGCUCGGAGCGAGUCAAGAUUGAGGAGGGGCUGAGUCGGAAGAUGGGUAACACGGUUGCUUGUGAAGGUAGGGAUCGCGUGGAGCGCUGUGAAGUGUUUGGGAAGUGGCGUGCACGCAUGAGUAUGGCUGGGUUUAGUUUGAACCCGGUGAGUCAGAAAGUCGCUGAGUCGGUAAAAGCGCGACUCGCUCCAGGGAGCCGAGUUAUUGUGAAUGAAGAAAACGGUGGGGUUAGCUUUGGGUGGAUGGGAAGAAAACUAACCGUCGCAUCUGCUUGGCGUUAACUCAACUCACUUUUUAUUUUUUAAUUUUAUGAAUAUUAUUAAUAUGUCACAUUGUUACGGGGUAUAUUUCAACUUUAUCUAGAGGAUAAUGGGUAGAAAUAAAAAAAAAAGAAAAAAGAAAAUUAGUGUUGGAAAAUUGUACUUGAGAACACACUUGGUUCCUCUGUUUUGUUCCACCAAACAAGCUUAAUAAAAAAGUGUUUGAAUCCCGAGAAAA